This is a messenger RNA of Ambispora leptoticha, 552 nucleotides long. The record is from the annotation of a GenBank genome assembly. NCBI's taxonomy places the organism in Eukaryota, Fungi, Glomeromycota, Glomeromycetes, Archaeosporales, Ambisporaceae.
AUGCAACGACAAAGUAUUCUCAAUUCGCAGUCAUCAUCAUCAAACAAUAAUUCAUCCCAAGAUAAUGUCUAUACACAACAACAGCCACCGCAAAGACCUCUAGCGCAAAGGAGCAACUCAACGUCUGUACUAAGAUAUUCGCAGUCUCCUGCUCCACCACUAUUUCGAAUGAACUCUCUAAAUUUUCGUGAUAGCUCUGGUGGAAUCGGAAAUGUUUCCUCCUCGGGCAGUAAUAGAGGGAUGUUAAUGGAUCAACAUACGCAUCAACGUGGUGCUGCCACUGGAAUGAUUGAUGGACGAGGAGGUUACAUGCAUCAACAACAUUUUCAUCUAAGUGAUAGUCCCGUCUCUACACCAAGACAGGAUUUCAGUUCAAAUCCUUUUGGCUCUUUAAAUAAUGCUGAGAAAAUCGCUGAAGAUACUUUAAGGCAUCACGCCGAGUUCCGUUUACGUCAAGCAGAGCUGAAAUGUUGGACUAGUUUUGCUCCAGUUCCUAGUCGAUAUAAUGGAUACCUAAUACCGGUGAUUCCCGAUUUUUCUCGUUUUGAAUAA